AUGGUCAGCAGAAGCCUUGAGUCUGAGUCAGCACACAUUUGUGGACCCCACUGCCUGGGCCCCUUGACCUUCCAUAAGGAGGUGGUGGGGGCCUUGGUGAGCCUGAGCCAGGGGGCCAGGCGGGCAGACAGGACUGGGGUCACCUUCAGACACGGCCUGGUGUUCAGCAGCCGCCCGGUACGGCCCCAGGAGAGGGUGCGUCUGCGAGUGGAGUUGUGCGAGCUGACCUGGCAUGGAGCUAUGCGUGUGGGCUUCACCAAUGUACUUCCUAUUGCCAGAGCCCUGCCCUCCCUGGCCAUCCUAGACCUCACAGACCUCCCUGGCCACUGGGCCGCUCCUGUCCCUGAGACUUGCUGCCUGCCAGGCUCAGAGCUGGACUUCUGGGUCUCCCAUGGCGGUAGAGUGUAUUUCAGAAAUGCCAACAGCCGAAAAAACAGCCGAAAACACAAACUGCUGAAGGGAGUGGACCUCAGCUGUCCCCUGUGGGCCAUGAUUGACAUGUAUGGGCAGACCUGCUCUGUGCUCUUACUGGGGUCGGAGAAGAAAGAGUUUUUGGGGAAUCAAAAGUCCUGUCCUGCUCCUCAACGGCGUUCCUCCUGUUCUGCUCUUCAGAGACACACCUCACUCAAUUUUGACAACUAUGUGAAUGUGAGACAGAUUUGUGAUGACAUUCAUGACAGCUAUCUUCUUCCCCGUCCAGCCAAUAAGCAGACAUCAGACUGUGAGAGCGUGGAGGACUGUGUGGUGUGUAUGAGCCAGAAGGCCUGUAUCAGCCUGCAGUGUGGCCACCAGUGCCUGUGUCUCCAGUGUGCCACCAGAGUGAUCCAGGAGUUUGGAAACUGCCCUCUGUGUCGCCAGAACAUCAAGAGCUUCCUGCAAACUAAAUGA
Salvelinus namaycush (lake trout) is the source of this 888-nucleotide messenger RNA. RefSeq names its product E3 ubiquitin-protein ligase NEURL3-like. Bases 1 to 888 code for a protein of 295 amino acids. NCBI's taxonomy places the organism in Eukaryota, Metazoa, Chordata, Actinopteri, Salmoniformes, Salmonidae. The transcript has 4 exons. The record is from RefSeq and is a predicted model, not a curated record. Gene Ontology annotation, molecular function: ubiquitin protein ligase activity.